UUUGUUUAAUUCUUAAAAUGAGGCGGAGAUAUCCAUGUUCCGAUGCCUCCAACAUCCCUUGGUAAUUCCACAUGACAGAUCAUCACCAUGCACCAACCUCAUCAAUAUUUUCAUACAAAGCAAAGGUCUUGCUCGUUGUGCUCAUCUGCGCAAAGUCAUGACAGAGCUUCAGAGCAUCAGCCAAACACCAGAAAAGGUGCCCGGGGAUGCCGUCUCCAAAGAACAAGAGAUGGUGAUUGAGGAUGUUGUCUUCAAAGAACAGGAGAUGACAACACCAGAAAUACUUGGAAACCCGGAGCAACUCGAGAAAGUUAGAGACGCUUACAAAGAACAUGCAAAGGUAGAGGAUCCUCCUACAAUGGCAGAGCUCAUUGGAUGGUACCUCUAUGGUCUCUCCACAUACUUUAUUCAGACAGUCCUUGUCCCUGUCCUCUUCCCAUUGAUUGUUGCACAGGUUGCAUCACCAACCGACGGCAUCCCCCCUUCAAUCACUCACACAUCAAGACACAUUCAGUGUGCGAAACAAGAGAUGCUACUGUAUCAAGUGCUUGUAGAUGAUACAAUCAGAGUUCAUGCCUCCAAGUUCUCUCCGUUACGCUGGGUUGCAGUUUCAUGGUCCGUGGCAAUACUCAUCACCUUUCCACUCAUUGUCCAUACUGCACACCAACUCGACAGCAAUGAAGGCUGGAGCCACACCAUCAUCCUCUCGUGCACUGCCAUUGUCGGCCCUCUCUCCUGCAUCCUCACUGGUUUCUUCCAAACAACAUGGCUAUUUCCAAUCUACAUUAUACUUGUUGUACUAGCCAGCACCAUCGGUGCCGCUGUCCAUGGCCGCAACCUCAGCCUAAUUGUUCAUGGCCUUGUGAGUCACAGCUAUAUCAACAAGCAACCUUUUCGAUGGAGAAAAUCAAAGACAAGCUGGCUAUCAUCAGCCUCGACUGCCUUAGGCUGCAUUGGUGCAAUGAUCAUUGCCGCCUUUACAUACCAUAUGCUCCGGCGAGACGACGCUCUCACAAGUUUAUGGGUGGUUUCCAUCUUCAGCGGCUUGCUAUGGGUCCUCGGUGUCAGCCACGCAUUCCUCACAAAACGCCCGGGAGUCUCAUUGCAAUCCUCUUCCCCUUGGCUUUGUCCUCUAUCUAUCUCCAAGUACCCCCACGCCAUUGGAGGUCUUGCAAGCACUUUCUUCUCGUCCUUCUCAUCAUCAUGCAUCUUCGCCGCCACUGUUCUCUUCGUUGUCGGUAGCCUCUGCAUCAAGCCACUCAUCGUGCUAGCAAUGUGGCUUAUUUACUUCACUAUCCCUGCGUUCACUCUGCCAUUGUUCCACCCUGUUUUGCAGUCAUUGAUCAAAACUGAUGCUGUGAGAAUGCAACUGCUUGGACUCUUCAUGUCUGCACUGUCUUCAGGGAUAGGAUUUUACUUCAGAGAUGAUAACUGGCAUGAAGCACACAUCUUAAUGGUGGCUCUUCUCCAGGGUGGUGCAGUUGGACUCUUGCAUGCAUUUGGGCAGGUCUUAGUCACAGAUUGCUCACCUAGAGGAAAAGAAGGAGCUUUCUCUGCUUGGUACGCAUGGCUGAGGGCUGCCGGAGCAUGCAUAGGAUUCACUGUUGCUGUGGCGUUCCCAGGCAAUGUUGGAACCACGUUCGGGUUGUCAUUCUUGUCCAUCGUCUUGGGAGCUCUUGUGCUUGUCUUUGGAAACACAAGCCAUUGGCGAGGAGCUGUAUCUGCUGGUCAUGUUAAAGAAAUACAAGAAACAGAAUCACCAGUAAAUGGAUCGAGUAUUUUUCCCUGAUUUUGUGUACCUUGUUUGUUUUCAUGAAUUGUUC
Messenger RNA from Dioscorea cayenensis subsp. rotundata (Guinea yam), 1823 nucleotides. RefSeq lists its product as uncharacterized. The transcript has 2 exons. Bases 35 to 1789 code for a protein of 584 amino acids. NCBI's taxonomy places the organism in Eukaryota, Viridiplantae, Streptophyta, Magnoliopsida, Dioscoreales, Dioscoreaceae. The record is from RefSeq and is a predicted model, not a curated record.